Aspergillus niger is the source of this 549-nucleotide messenger RNA. RefSeq lists its product as uncharacterized. The coding region runs from base 1 to 549 and encodes 182 amino acids. The record is from RefSeq and is a predicted model, not a curated record. NCBI's taxonomy places the organism in Eukaryota, Fungi, Ascomycota, Eurotiomycetes, Eurotiales, Aspergillaceae. The transcript has 2 exons.
AUGGCAGCCUUUGACGUGAUCACAGAGGCGCUUCUGGUGGGCCUGAGUAUUCGACUGGUGUGGGGAGUCCAGAUGCGCCGCACUCAAAAGGUCGGCGUCAUUGGGGCCUUUGGCACUCGAAUCCUGAUUGUCGCCCUUAUCAUUCUGCGCCAACGUUACCUCAAUCGGGUUGGAUUGAACAAUCUACUGUUGGGCAUGUCGAAUGUAGUGGUGACCACCGAAGUCCUCCUGCACAGCAGUCUCAUGGCGGCGACGGUGCCCUGCCUCAAGCCGUUUGUGAUCGCCUUCAACACGGGCUGGGGUCAGGGCGGCCAGAAAGAUGGCUCCUAUCUGCGGUCGGAAACUAGCGAGGGCCCUCCAUCCAAGGCCCAAUCGCGUCCAUAUCCGGCAGAUGACGAGAUUAUCAUGAUUCCGCCAGCGGGAACAAGGGAGUGUGAGGAAAAUCUGGAGGAGGCAAGCGGGGGAUUGGUGAUCCAUGAGACCCGCGAGUGGAGUCUACGAACAGAGUAUAUCGAGAUGCAGCCGCUCAAGGGCUCGGUGGCGUUGUAA